AAUAGCGGGAAGCCUGCGGAAAUAGCGGGAAGCCUGCGGAAAUAGCGGGAAGCCUGCGGAAAUAGCGGGAAGCCUGCGAAUAUACUCGGAAUGGGCGCGAAUGUGAUCCGGGAGUUGAGUCUCAAGGUCCACACGAUCUUGGAGAACUUUUUCUACAAAUGCGGAUACCACAUGGCGAGUCGGCCCUGGGCGUACAUUGGGCUGGCCUUCGCGUUGGUGGCCGCGUGCGGGCCGGGGAUGCUCUUAUGGAAGGAGGAGAACGCGGAGAACGUGGAGGCCUGGUUCCAGCCGGAUUCCUAUUUGUAUCGGACGCAGAUGUGGAUGAGGGAGAACUUCCCCGAGGGAGUUCGGUACGAGAACCUCAUCCUCACCGGACCGAAUGUCCUCACGCCGGAAUUCUUCAAAUACAUGGCGAGGUUGGACAAGAAGAUUCGGUUGAUAACAAAAGGCGGACAUUCCUGGGAGGAUGUUUGCGCCAGGCCGGACGAGUUCCUCGAGGGCAAGGCAGCGGUGAAAAAUCGACCGAAGAGAACUUCAGAUUUCUCCGACUUCCAGCGCCGUUCCGACUUCUACGACGACCUCGUGCCUGUUGUGAUCGCAGCUAAAGCAGUGGUUGGGAACGAGCAUUCAGACUGGCUUUGGAAAAUGGAGCAUUAUGGCAUCUUGUUAGCGUCGUGCGACGACAAGUUGCCCCUCCUCGCUUCGAGGUGUGAGCACGUGGAUAUGUCACGGUCGUGA
Molecule: messenger RNA, 738 nt
Organism: Darwinula stevensoni
Lineage: Eukaryota; Metazoa; Arthropoda; Ostracoda; Podocopida; Darwinulidae
Source: the annotation of a GenBank genome assembly